This is a messenger RNA of Symbiodinium sp. CCMP2592, 1017 nucleotides long. The record is from the annotation of a GenBank genome assembly. NCBI's taxonomy places the organism in Eukaryota, Dinophyceae, Suessiales, Symbiodiniaceae.
AUGGAUGACGCUAUGAGCCUUGCUGCUUCCUCUGAUCAGGACUGCGAGAGUGACGAUGGCCUUGCGGUUUCUCCUACUGGGGGCAGUGUCCAUAGCGGAAGUGAUGACGCUAUGAGCCUGGCCAGCUCCUGCGAAACGCACACGGUGAGUCUUCAGAGUAGUUCCCUUGGGGUGGAUGGUGAGUGUCAGCCACCAGACCGCAGGGCCAGCUUCAGGAUGCAUUCCCGCGAAAGCGAGCCCGGCAAACCGCUUGACGAGGGUGUGUUGCAGCGAAGCAUGCGGUGGGCCUGUGUGUUGGUCGAGGCACUGCAAGAGAAGUUCAGUCAUGCAGAGCUACGGUCAAGCUUAUGGUGCAGCAGUCGACAGGUGACGACUCACUGUAGUGGUCUUGGUGCUGCUGAAGUGGCGCUAGAACUGCUGAAAGCCGCGUCCGAAAUCUAUGCCCAGGACCUGUCCCUCAAGCUGACCAUGUCCGCAUCCUGCGACAGCAGCUCUGCUUGUCGAAAGAUUCUCCUGCUCAGGGAUGCUUCCUCACAUGUCUUCGGUGACAUCUUCACUUCGUUCCCUGGGUGGCCCGGCAAGUCGGGCACGAGGACACCGGCUCAGAACUUGGCGAUGUUGGAAGCCCUCUACCAGGGUGACUUGGGCUCGCACUGUGAUCGCCACCUGCAGCCGUGCUGUCACUUCAAAGCUGAUGGUGACCUGACUGGCUCGCCUUGCCAACCAUGGUCCCAGCGCGGACUCCGACGCGGACUGUGCGAUGAUCGGUCAGCGGUGACAAUGGCUUGGAUGGUGAGAGUGAGAAAGGAGAGAAGAAAGUGGGUGAUACACGAAAACACGCCUGGUUUCGAUACCAAGUUGCUCGACACCUACUUGGGUGAAGAUUACGACAUGUAUCACAUUGUGCUCUCGCCCAAGGACUUGGGCGAGAGCACUCGUCGAAGCAGGGUCUACUCCGUGGGGUACCUUCGCUGCGACGUCCAGGUGAAGGUGAACCCCGAGGCUUCGUUCGGCUAG